Molecule: messenger RNA, 1197 nt
Organism: Tachyglossus aculeatus (Australian echidna)
Lineage: Eukaryota; Metazoa; Chordata; Mammalia; Monotremata; Tachyglossidae
Gene: TRHR
Product: thyrotropin releasing hormone receptor
Exons: 2
Coding region: 1-1197 (398 amino acids)
Biological process (GO): phospholipase C-activating G protein-coupled receptor signaling pathway
Cellular component (GO): membrane
Molecular function (GO): thyrotropin-releasing hormone receptor activity
Source: RefSeq, a predicted model, not a curated record
AUGGAAAACGAGACGGGCAGUGGACAGAACGAGACCCAGCUGCAGGCCCAGGAGAUGGUCUCCCUUCAAUACCAAGUGGUGACCAUUCUCUUGGUGCUCCUAAUCUGUGGACUGGGAAUUGUGGGAAACAUCAUGGUGGUCCUGGUGGUGAUGAGAACCAAGCAUAUGAGGACCCCUACUAAUUGUUACCUAGUGAGCCUGGCAGUUGCUGACCUCAUGGUGUUGGUGGCGGCAGGUCUUCCCAACAUCACUGACAGCGUCUACAGAUCUUGGGUCUAUGGCUAUGUCGGAUGCCUUUGCAUCACGUAUCUCCAGUACUUAGGAAUCAAUGCUUCUUCUUGCUCAAUAACAGCCUUCACAAUUGAGAGGUACAUAGCCAUCUGCCACCCAAUCAAAGCUCAGUUUCUCUGCACUUUUUCAAGAGCCAAAAAGAUCAUUAUCUUCGUGUGGGCUUUCACCUCUAUUUACUGCCUGCUCUGGUUUUUCCUCCUUGAUCUCAAUACGGUCACCUACAGAGAUGCUGUUGUUGUGUCCUGCGGCUAUAGAGUCUCAAGAAACUAUUAUUCACCCAUUUACCUUCUGGACUUUUCUGUAUUUUAUGUUGUCCCGAUGAUAUUAGCCACCGUCCUCUACGGACUCAUAGCCAGAAUAUUGUUCCUGAAUCCCAUUCCUUCAGAUCCUAAAGAAAGCUCUAAGACAUGGAGGAAUGACUCAACUCAUCAAAACAAGAGUUUGAAUUCUAAGACAUCCAGCAGAUGUUUCAACAGUACUAUUUCCUCAAGGAAACAGGUUACUAAGAUGCUGGCAGUGGUUGUGAUCCUGUUUGCCCUUUUGUGGAUGCCUUACCGAACCCUCGUGGUGGUCAACUCCUUCCUCUCCACGCCCUUCCAAGAAAACUGGUUUCUGCUCUUUUGUAGACUAUGCAUUUACCUCAACAGCGCGAUCAACCCAGUCAUUUAUAAUCUCAUGUCUCAGAAAUUCCGAGCCGCUUUCAGGAAACUCUGCAACUGUAAGCAGAAACGAUUGGAGAAACCUGCCAACUACAGUGUGGCUCUAAACUACAGUGUUAUCAAAGAGUCGGAUCAUUUCAGUACAGAGCUUGAUGACUUCACUAUUACAGACACUUAUCUGUCCACUACAAAAGUGUCCUUUGAUGAUACCUGUUUAUCUGAUGAGGUAACAUAUAGCAGAACCUGA